Molecule: messenger RNA, 1288 nt
Organism: Abrus precatorius (Indian licorice)
Lineage: Eukaryota; Viridiplantae; Streptophyta; Magnoliopsida; Fabales; Fabaceae
Product: ribonuclease 3-like
Exons: 4
Coding region: 38-1063 (341 amino acids)
Biological process (GO): RNA catabolic process
Cellular component (GO): extracellular region
Molecular function (GO): RNA binding; ribonuclease T2 activity
Source: RefSeq, a predicted model, not a curated record
UAAAAGAAUCACACUAAUAGUAGUAAACUACUACGUAAUGGCUAUCUCAAAGAAGCAUUUGCUGUUUAGUGUUGUAAUUUUGUUGCUUGGGUUUCUGUUGGCUUCCUCACUCCCUGCAGAAGAGGACAGACGCCCACCUACACGACCACCCACACAACCACCUACACGACCACCCACACAACCACCUACACGACCACCUUCUCCUCCUCCACCUCGUCCACCACCUCCUCGUCCACCCCCACCACCUCCACGUCGUCCACCUCCACCACCUCCUCCUUCUCCACCACCUCCACGUCGUCCACCUCCACCACCUCCUCCUUCUCCACCACCUCCACGUCGUCCACCCCCGCCACCUCCUCCUUCUCCACCACCUCCUUCUCCUCCGCCGCCUACCCCUUCACCACCUCCUCCUCCUCCUCGACCCAUUAAUCCACCGGGAUUUAAUUAUUUCCUGCUAGUUUUACAAUGGCCAAAUGCUUAUUGCAGUUCACGUGGCACGUGCAACCCACCUGUGCCAAAGCAACAUUUUACCAUUCGUGGACUUAGGCCACAGAGGGACUUUGGGUUGUUGCCUCCAGUUUAUUGUGAUACUGAGGAGAGAAUGACGGACGAUAUUCUUGAUGAAUUGCGAGGAGAUCUGCUCGAAUACUGGCCACGAUUAGAAAAUGCAGAUAACUUUUUUACGAGCAAGUUUUUAUGGAUAGACCAGUGGAUCACGUACGGGAGCUGCUCUUCCAACAGAUUCCCCCCAGAUGCUUAUCUUGAAACCGCUAUUGCUCUUGCAAAAGAUCAUGGUCCACUUAUCAUGGAUGAAAUGGCGCAUCGAGGUAUUGAACCAGAUGGAAGUACUCUCCACACCGCAGAGGAGGUUUUGGAAGCCAUUAAGGCAGCAACGAACACAGAAGCACUCAUAACAUGUUCUAAGGAUGAAUCGGGUAGACUUCAACUUGAAACUAUUCGCCUGUGUGUUAACGUAAAUGGGGAAACACUCCUAAAUUGCCUAAGUAGCAGCCCGCAGGGUAAUUGCGAGGAGGAAUUUAUAUUUCCCUCUCCACCAACUUAAUUUUCUAUCUUCUAUGCUGGAUGUUGAGGAAACCGCUGGGAUCUAAGACACCUUCCGUUUGUCAGGGAAAUAAAAUAAUAAAGCAAUAUCCAUUUAGUAAUGUAAUUUAUUUAUGCAACUACUUUGGUUCUUAUGUUGUCUUGUAUCAUUAGUUAAUUAAGGCAAUAGAAAUGUUGUCAGUAUUGGUACUUAAUGCAUUAAGUGCUGUGUUUUCACUUUUCAGGG